AUGCAACGCACACUCAAUUCAACGAGGCCUGACCAACGAUUUUGGUUUUACGAUGACGUAACCCAGUACGGUAGAAUAAAAUAUUUAAAUUACUAUACUCCCUUAAUACUGGCAACAUUUACGGUGUUGUUUGUAACUUAUAACAUAUGGAAACAUUAUUACCAUUACAAUGUACUACAUUUGAAACAAAAAAACCCAAUUGAGGAACUUUUAUAUUCUUCCACCGACGAAGACGAACACAGUCCGUUGAUAAACAAUAAUACCACUACAACGAACUACGUUGACGUUAACACUAAAAAAGACGAGUUGAAAAAUAGACAUUUCUCUCUGGAAAAGCUUAAAUCGGUUAAAUUAAACGGUGAACCUCACGGGGAGCCCGAGUUGAUUAGAAGAGGUUUUAUUGAAAAGUCAAGAAUUAUCUUGGAAUUUCUUUUGGUUCUUUCGCAAGUUAUAAUACAUUCUUUCAUCCUAUUGCACUACGUCAACAACAAUUCGGAGUUUACUCAGCGAAGUACUGUUACCGGUUUAGUGGAAUGGUGUUUAUUGUUUGUCAUUGUUUCUUUGCGUCUAGUGAAUGUCAAUCAAAAUUUCAAACUGAUAAACAAAUAUCCCGGGAAUUUAUGGUCUGUGUCGUUUAUAAACUAUUUGAUCCUGUUCUGCUCUAUGAUUUUACCCUUCCGUUCAAUUUUCAUUCAUCAUAUCAAUGCUUCUGUAUUAAGAAAGUAUUACAUUUCACAAAUAUCAAUCAACUUGGUACUUUUCCUAUUGCUCUUUUUUGCCAAAAUAAGAAACAAUUUCGCCGUCAUCUACAAAACUGAUAGCUGGAUUACGCCAUCUCCAGAACCAGUAACUUCUAUUGCUGGUUUCAUCUGCUGGGCCUGGUUGGACGGCUUUGUUUGGAAAGCGCACAAUGUGAGUAUCAAAGUCAAAGAUAUUUGGGGGUUAAUGAUGCAGGAUUAUUCCUUCUUUGUUGUGAAAAAGUUCAGAUACUUCGUCGAUCAUAAGGUGAAGAGGAAGCGUAUUUUUUCCUUGAAUCUUUUCUUUUUCUUCUCGAAUUAUCUGGUACUACAAUGCUUUUGGGCGUUUUUAGGCAGUGUUCUAUCUUUCGUUCCAACCGUCUUAUUAAAGAGAAUAUUGGAAUAUGUUGAAGAUCAAUCAUCCGCUCCUUCAAACCUAGCCUGGUUUUACGUCACCAUUAUGUUUGUAGGUAGAAUCUUAGUAGCCGUUUGCCAAGCACAAGCUUUAUUCUUUGGUAGAAGAGUUUGUAUCAGAAUGAAAAGUAUCAUUAUUUCUGAAAUCUACACGAAGGCUUUGAGAAGAAAAAUUUCUACCAACAAGACCAAACCUGCAGCUGAAGAUCCGCAAGCAAUUAAUGACCAAAAAAGUAUCAACGGUGAUGAAGAAUCCACUUCUUCCGCCAAUCUUGGGGCAAUUAUUAAUUUGAUGGCUAUUGACGCUUUUAAAGUCUCCGAAAUUUGCGGAUACUUACACUCAUUUUUGGAGGCUUUCGUUAUGACUAUUGUAGCCCUUGUAUUAUUAUACCGUCUAUUAGGUCUUGCUGCAAUCUUGGGUGUCUUGAUCAUUGUGGCCAUGCUCCCAUUAAAUUACAAGCUCGCCAAGUACAUAGGUGAUUUGCAAAAGAAGAAUUUAGCCGUUACCGAUAACCGUAUUCAAAGAUUAAACGAAGCAUUCCAAGCCAUAAGAAUCAUCAAAUAUUUUUCAUGGGAAGAAAAUUUUGAAAAUGAUAUUAAAGCUAUCAGGGAAAAUGAGUUGUCUUUGCUAUUAAUGAGAUCCAUUGUUUGGUCAAUUAGUUCUUUUGUUUGGUUUGUUACCCCAACUAUCGUAACAGCUGCUUCAUUCGCUUACUAUAUUUACGUUCAAGGCGAGGUAUUAACUACUCCAGUUGCUUUCACCGCACUUUCUCUAUUCACACUUUUGAGAGAUCCAUUGGACCGUUUGUCUGAUAUGUUAAGUUUUGUCGUCCAAUCAAAGGUCUCAUUAGAUAGAGUCCAAGAUUUCUUGAACGAAAAGGAUACAGCGAAGUACGAUCAGUUGACUAUAGAUCCUAAUGGGAAAAGGUUUGCUUUUGAAAACUCCACUAUUUCUUGGGAUAAGGAUAAUCAGGAUUUCAAAUUGAAGGACUUAAACAUUGAAUUCAAAACCGGUAAACUGAAUGUUGUUAUCGGCCCUACUGGUUCUGGUAAAACAUCUCUAUUGAUGGCACUACUGGGAGAAAUGUAUCUACUAAAUGGUAAGGUUGUUGUUCCUGCUUUAGACCCAAGGCAAGAAUUAGUCGUGGAAGCAAAUGGAACAACCAAUUCUAUUGCUUACUGUUCACAAGCUGCCUGGUUGCUAAAUGAUACUGUAAAAAGCAACAUUCUAUUCAAUAGUCAAUUUAAUGAGACAAGAUAUAAAGCCGUUAUUGAAGCAUGUGGAUUGAAGCGUGACUUCGAAAUUUUGAAAGCUGGUGACUUGACAGAAAUUGGUGAGAAAGGUAUUACUCUAUCUGGUGGUCAAAAGCAAAGAGUUUCUCUUGCCAGAGCCUUGUAUUCCAACGCAAGACAUGUUCUUUUGGAUGAUUGCUUAAGUGCAGUUGAUUCUCACACUGCUUCAUGGAUUUACGAUAAUUGUAUUACUGGCCCACUAAUGGAAGAUAGAACAUGUAUUUUGGUUUCUCACAACAUUGCAUUGACACUUAGAAAUGCCGAGCUAGUUGUAUUACUGGAAGACGGUAGAGUUAAAGACCAAGGUGACCCAAUAGACAUGUUACAGAAAGGUCUAUUCGGCGAAGACGAGUUAGUAAAAAGCAGUAUUUUAUCGCGAGCAAAUUCUUCCGCUAAUUUAGCCGCAAAAAGUAGCACCAGCUUAAAUAACCUCCCAGUUGCGAAAGAACUACCAAUUAGCAUGAAUAACAACUCCCCAUUAUUUGAAGUAUCAAAUCUUCAAAAACCUUUGAGAACAGAAGCCGAACGUGCAGAAGAUGGCAAAUUAAUUGAAGAAGAAACAAAGGAAGAGGGUGUAGUUAGUAUGGACGUCUAUAAAUGGUAUUUGAAAAUUUUUGGUGGCUGGAAGAUCGUUGCGUUUUUAGCUUCCUUAUUCUUAGUCUCCCAACUUUUGUAUAUCGGACAGUCAUGGUGGGUCCGUGCCUGGGCAUCCCACAAUGUUAUUGCUAAGAUUGUUCCUAUGGCUCAACGCGCUAUCGCCUUUAUCUCCAAGGAUGCCAGCCAUCUGCUAGACUGGAGAGGCUCAUUUCAGGUAGGCAUAAUGUCAAAUGGAAGCGAGCCCACUGGUAAACACUCUACAAUGUAUUAUCUCAUUUUGUAUUUGAUCAUUGGUUUAGCCCAAUCGUUAUUGGGAGCCGGUAAGACUAUUCUAAAUUUUGUUGCUGGUAUCAAUGCAUCAAGAAAAAUUUUCAACAUGAUACUAAACAAGGUGUUACAUUCAAAAUUAAGGUUUUUCGAUGCUACCCCAACUGGUAGAAUUAUGAACAGAUUUUCCAAGGAUAUCGAGGCUGUUGAUCAAGAAUUGACACCUUAUAUCCAAGGUGCCUUCUAUUCGCUUAUUGAAUGUCUGUCUACAGUCAUAUUAAUCACAUUUAUCACUCCACAAUUCUUGUCUGUUGCGAUUGUUGUCUCAAUAAUGUAUUACUUUAUUGGGUACUUUUACAUGGCAGGCUCUCGUGAAUUGAAGAGGUAUGAGGCUAUCUCUAGAUCACCCAUUUAUCAACACUUCUCAGAAACUCUUGUUGGUGUCACAACAAUUCGUKCAUUCGGUGAUGAAGGAAGAUUUAUGCAAGAGAACUUACAAAAAAUUGAUGAAAACAACAAACCGUUCUUUUAUUUGUGGGUCGCUAAUCGUUGGUUGGCCUUCAGAAUAGAUAUGAUUGGGUCUUUGGUCAUCUUUGGCGCUGGGUUGUUUAUAUUAUUCAAUAUCGAUCAUCUAGACUCUGGUAUGGCUGGUAUAUCGCUGACAUAUGCAAUCUCCUUUACUGAAGGUGCCUUAUGGUUAGUGAGACUGUAUUCUGAAGUAGAGAUGAAUAUGAACUCCGUUGAAAGAGUGAAAGAGUAUAUGGAAAUUGAGCAAGAACCAUACAAUCAACACAAAGAAGUGCCACCACCACAAUGGCCACAAGACGGUAAAAUCGAAGUCAAUGAUCUGUCGUUACGUUAUGCACCAAACUUACCUAGAGUGAUUAAAAAUGUUUCAUUUUCUGUUGACGCCCAGUCUAAGGUUGGUAUUGUUGGCAGAACAGGUGCUGGUAAAUCCACAAUCAUUACGGCUUUGUUUAGAUUCCUGGAACCCGACACGGGCCAUAUUAAGAUCGAUAAUAUCGAUAUUUCUGGUGUUGAUUUGCAAAGAUUGCGUCGUUCUAUAACUAUUAUUCCACAAGAUCCAACUUUGUUUUCAGGGACAAUCAAGUCCAAUUUAGAUCCAUAUAAUGAAUUCAGUAACCAAAAGAUCUUUGAGGCUCUAAAACGUGUUAAUCUAGUCAGCGAAGAACAAUUACAACAGGGAACCGAAAGAGAGGUGACCAAUGAUACCUCAUCAGCCGACUCAGAAAAUGUUAAUAAAUUUUUGGAUUUGGAAAGUGAGGUUAGUGAAGGUGGGUCCAACUUGUCACAAGGACAACGUCAAUUGAUGUGUCUUGCGAGAUCUUUGCUAAGAAGUCCAAAGAUCAUCUUACUAGAUGAGGCUACAGCUUCCAUUGAUUAUAGUUCAGACGCAAAGAUUCAAGAAACCAUAAGGAAGGAGUUCCAAGGAAGCACAAUAUUAACUAUCGCACAUAGACUAAGAUCUGUCAUUGAUUAUGACAAGAUCUUGGUUAUGGACGCUGGUGAAGUUAAAGAAUAUGAUCAUCCAUAUUCGUUAUUGCUAAAUAAACAAAGUAUUUUUUACAGUAUGUGUGAACAUAGUGGAGAACUGGAGAUUUUAGUGGAAUCAGCUAAAAAGGCCUUUGUAGAGAAACUGAACUCUAAGAAAGACUGA
This is a messenger RNA of Saccharomyces eubayanus, 4986 nucleotides long. It is a transcript of the gene YBT1, whose product is annotated as bile acid-transporting ATPase YBT1. Gene Ontology annotation, biological process: transmembrane transport. The record is from RefSeq and is a predicted model, not a curated record. Gene Ontology annotation, cellular component: fungal-type vacuole membrane; fungal-type vacuole. Lineage: Eukaryota; Fungi; Ascomycota; Saccharomycetes; Saccharomycetales; Saccharomycetaceae. Gene Ontology annotation, molecular function: ABC-type peptide transporter activity; ATP hydrolysis activity; ATP binding. The transcript has a single exon. Bases 1 to 4986 code for a protein of 1661 amino acids.